AGCAAACAACCAGCCCUAAAACCGAGCGCGGCCAUGUUGAAUUAUCAAUACUCUGAAAGAAGAGUCAAAAGAGUGGAUUUCAUGAAACAACGAGUGUUAACCAAACUUGAUUAAGCUGCCGAUAAAACGUUAAGCAACGACAGAAGGGCGAAGCCGUGGGGCGGAUGUAGCAAAGCGAAGGUAGCAUCGUUUUCUGACUGGGUAACCUGGAUUUUUGUUGAUCGGCAAAGCACUUCGCAGACAGCCAUCUCUACUACUGCUGCAGACGCCAAGGAAACGGGAACAAGAUAACCACACACAUUUACAGUGCACUGUCCAUGUUAAAGAAAAGAUUCCUGGAGUGACUUUCUGAGCCAGUAUUAAGCUCCAGCAAACACUUUUGAAGACGUCUUGAUGUAACAGGAGCCAGUUGUAUCAAUCUGAGACGUGACCAAGCAGAUCGUAUUUUCCUUCUGGCCAUUUUGAAUGUAUAAACGCAGCACUUGGACUUAAAAAGCCAAGAUACUCAAAGAAUACACAAAGAAAAUUCAAGGUUGUUAGUACAGUAAGGAUAAGAGUACAUUGAGACAAACUUUUUGGAAGAAAAAUAAGAGUUUAUGUUUUGGUCACAUAUUUGAUUUAUUUAUUCACAUGUUAAUUUCUCCCUUUUUUGGAGAGUUGUCUUGUAAAUAGACAGAAUUCAUAUGCAGACUUCUUCUUUUCAAGAGGUCUGAAUGUCAUAAUACAUUCUUUAAAAAGAAAAGAUAGAAAAAGUUUUUUAUUUUUCCAGUUUUUACUUUCCUUUUUUUUGUACACACGGGUGCAUUAAGCAAAAACAUAAGUGAAAGAGAGGCAAAUACAAAUUUUACACACUGUAAGGAGAAUUGCUCAUUAAGGUGUAGAACUCAUGGCUACAGCAAGAACAGCAAACCCAGCACCAAUGAUUGGAUUGAACAAAGCAGCAAAUGGGCAGUUCAGAGGACAGACCAAGCCAGCUGGACCACAGUCAGGACUCCUUGCAACUGUCCAACAGUCCGGUGAUCCCCAGAAAAGGAGCAGUAUUCCUCAGAACAGUGGGGGCAUCAGGUUUGGGGAUGACUGGAAGAAGUGCCUGGAGCUUCCCCCAAAAGACACCAGGUUGAAAACUUCGGAUGUGACAUCAACUAAGGGAAAUGAAUUUGAAGACUACUGCCUAAAGCGGGAGCUUCUAAUGGGAAUCUUUGAGAUGGGGUGGGAGAAACCCUCCCCUGUCCAGGAGGAAAGUAUUCCCAUUGCCCUGUCAGGCAGGGACAUUUUGGCUCGGGCCAAGAAUGGCACAGGAAAAAGUGGAGCUUACCUCAUUCCUUUGCUGGAGAGGAUAGACCUGAAGAAGGAUCACAUCCAGGCAAUGGUGUUGGUGCCAACCAGAGAGUUGGCGCUGCAGAUGAGCCAGAUCAGCAUUCAGCUCAGCAAGCACCUAGGAGGGGUCAAGGUCAUGGCUACCACAGGUGGCACGAAUUUGAGGGAUGACAUCAUGCGUCUUGAUGAGAUAGUGCAUGUAGUGAUUGCUACGCCAGGCAGGAUCCUCGACCUGAUUAAGAAGGGUGUGGCAAAAGUGAAUAAAACCCAAAUGAUGGUGAUGGAUGAGGCAGAUAAGCUGCUGUCCCAGGACUUUGUGGUCCUGAUUGAAGAUAUUAUCAGCUUCUUGCCAAAGGAUCGUCAGAUCCUACUUUACUCUGCCACCUUCCCCAUCAGUGUGCAGAAAUUCAUGAGCAAACACCUGCAGAAGCCUUAUGAGAUCAACCUGAUGGAGGAACUGACCCUGAAGGGCAUCACCCAGUACUAUGCCUAUGUGACUGAAAGACAGAAGGUCCACUGUCUCAACACGCUCUUUUCUAGGCUUCAGAUCAAUCAGUCUAUCAUCUUCUGUAACUCCACCCAAAGGGUUGAGCUUCUGGCAAAGAAAAUCACCCAACUGGGCUAUUCGUGCUUCUACAUUCAUGCAAAGAUGAUGCAGGAGUACAGGAACCGUGUGUUCCAUGACUUCAGGAAUGGAUUGUGCAGAAACCUGGUCUGCACAGACCUGUUCACUCGGGGAAUUGACAUCCAGGCAGUAAAUGUGGUCAUCAAUUUUGACUUCCCCAAAAACGCAGAGACCUACCUGCACCGCAUUGGCAGAUCAGGGCGUUUUGGUCACCUGGGUCUGGCCAUCAAUCUGAUAACUUCAGAUGACCGCUACAACCUGAAAACUAUCGAGGAUCAGCUAGUUACUGACAUCAAGCCCAUCCCCAGCAGCAUCGAUAAGAGCCUGUACGUGGCAGAGUUUCAUUCUGUUGACCCAGAUGAUGAUGACAAUGACGGAGAGCUCAAAAACAAGGAACUGGGAGCAGCCUGAAUAAAUGGAGAAACAUGGUGUCUGGCAUUCAUCACACAAUGCUGUUUACUCAUCACAAAAGGCUUUAAAGGAAGACGUCUGGUCCCCACUUUGCAAUCAGAAUGGUCUGUUUUAGUUGUAUUUUCAUUUCCAGCUUGAAUUUAUAGCAAACACCAGCCUGCCUGUUCUUGUAAAUUGGUUCUUUAUCGAAAACUGCCACUUUAAUUAGUUUAACUUUCUGCCACACUGCCAGAUGAAAGAGAGAGAAAUUUGUUCUAAGCCCCUUUUCUGCUUUGCUUUAAAAAUGAAAAUGUGAAACCAAAGGUGAAUUUGGAGGCCAGAGCCCAGGGAUAACAUCCUUCAAAGAUGGAAGAGUACAGAAAUAAUUGCAUAUGUUUUGAUCAAAAUAACCGCAGAAACCAAAAUGAUCCCUUUGCUCUGAAGCAGUGAACUGAAACAGUGUUUCUGACAAUGAACUCUACUUUUUAUAUUCACAUAUUAACCGCAGUAAUAAGGUGUUCAGAGAAAACAGUAUAAUGUCAGUGACACUGUAGUGCAUUUUGUAAAAGCACAGACUCAACAAUGACAGUCAGUAUUGAACUUUGAGAAAUCUCUUAAAUCCUUUUACAGCCAUACCACUAGGCAGUAUUUUCUCAGGUCUUUAGGUUAUCAGUAAUAAACAGGACAGGAUGAGGGGCCUUAUUUUUCAUUAGUUUGAAUCCAGCCAACGUGUUCAGUCAUCUUGAUGUAGUUUCUGUGCCCAUUCUUCCCUACAAAGUGCCUUAGUCUCUGUCAAACUUUUGUUUGGCCCAGUCUCUUGUCACAUCCUCGUCUUGAAGGUAAAAUGGCACCCAAACAGUUCAUCAGUUUUGAAAGCACAGUUGCACUCUGAAAGGAUUUGCAGUUUUUCUCUCUGUUUGUCUUGUAACAAAAUAUGACCAACUAGAGUUGCUGUUUGUUGUGUGAAAUGUUACAAUCUUGGAGGUCUUGACUCCAUCGCAAUGCCACAAAAAGUGUAUAUAUAUCUCAAAUUUAUAACAUUAACACUGUGAAAUUUCCACCAGAUGUUUAUGUUGCAUCUUUGUCUGGCCAUGACAGUACUACCAAGCACCAGCAGGGAAUGGGCCCACUUCCUCUUCCAAAACAUCUAAUGUAGAAAUUAGCCCUCACUUUCUUAAUUUCUGGCACUGUAGAUUUUGGUUCCCCAAUUAUUUAGCCACUGUGCAGGGAACAGUUGAAACAGUUAAUAUCAUGUGAUAGACCAUUUUAUAUGUGGGUUUGCAACCUGAGGUCACAUUUGUCCCAUCACUGCAUUUGGGAGAAAUAAAUACCUUCAUAACUUGAUGACCAGAUGUUUUGUUAAGUAGAAAGACAGCUAAGACUUUCCAAGUGUGUCAAUGCCAGAGCCUCAAACUCAGAUAAAUUAAAGUCUACCUGACUGACA
Molecule: messenger RNA, 3776 nt
Organism: Lates calcarifer (barramundi perch)
Lineage: Eukaryota; Metazoa; Chordata; Actinopteri; Centropomidae
Gene: ddx61
Product: DEAD (Asp-Glu-Ala-Asp) box helicase 61
Exons: 13
Coding region: 887-2353 (488 amino acids)
Biological process (GO): cytoplasmic stress granule assembly; P-body assembly
Cellular component (GO): P-body; cytoplasmic stress granule
Molecular function (GO): ATP binding; RNA helicase activity; mRNA binding
Source: RefSeq, a predicted model, not a curated record